Dictyostelium purpureum is the source of this 1035-nucleotide messenger RNA. RefSeq lists its product as uncharacterized. Gene Ontology annotation, biological process: proteolysis. NCBI's taxonomy places the organism in Eukaryota, Evosea, Eumycetozoa, Dictyosteliales, Dictyosteliaceae. The transcript has 2 exons. Gene Ontology annotation, molecular function: serine-type carboxypeptidase activity. Bases 1 to 1035 code for a protein of 344 amino acids. The record is from RefSeq and is a predicted model, not a curated record.
AUGAAAUUUUUAGGAACUUUAAUUUCAUUAUUUUUAAUAUUAUCAGUUUCAUUUGGCCAAAUCCCAAAUAAUUUUGAAAGUGGUUUUUUCCUUACCAAUGAAACCACCGAUGCAAAUUUAUUUUUCUUGUUUUACCCAGCUCAAACCCAAAGUAACAAUCUUUUAAUUUUCCUUUCAGGGGGUCCAGGUUGUUCAUCAGAAUUAGCAGCCUUUUUCGAAAAUGGUCCAUACUUUGUCAAUCCAAAUUUAACUUUAUAUUCAAAUCCAUAUAGUUGGAACACAGUUGCUAAUGUUCUCUAUAUCGAUUCACCAGUAGGAACUGGUUUUUCAUAUCCGUUGGUAAUGCUAUGGUCGACCCAUACGUCCCAAUAUGGUUCACUUGGUCUCUAUGCUUAUACCCAUUCUUUAAUCGAUUAUGAACAAUAUAUCGAAACUCAAGGUUUAUAUGAAUCAUGUAAAGCUGCCAUCAAAAGUGGUGAUUACAAUAUGACCUCAACUAUUUGCAACCAAAUUAUGUCUGUUAUUCAAGAAUAUGCCGGUGAUUUCAAUCCAUAUGAUGUUACUAAAACUUGUCCACCAUCAGAACCACUCUGUUACGAUUUUACCCCAGUUUCAAACUUUUUAAAUCAAGCUUCAGUUAAACAACAAUUAGGUGUUUCAUCAAGCUCUGAAUGGAACCUUUGCAAUACCACUCCAUAUAACGAAAUUAUUCACGAUUGGUUCAACUCACCAAUUGGUUAUAUCCCAACUCUUUUAGAAAACUAUAAGGUUUUAGUUUAUUCAGGUAUCAAUGGAUGGAUUUGUAACUUUAUUGGUAGUGAACAAUGGAUGGGUCAAUUAGAUUGGACAUACAGCAGUCAAUAUAACAAUGCUCCAAGACAUAUCGUAUACAUUGAUCAACAAAUUUCAGGUUAUUAUCAAUCAUUCGACAACCUUGCUUUCUUCUCCAUCAAUGGUGCAGGUCAUAUGGCACCACAUGAUCAACCAGCUACCACUCUCGAAAUGGUUAAGAUGUUCUUAAAUGGUACCAUCUAA